CCCUCCCGUCGCCAUUUUUCGGUCUCGUACUCGCACUUCUGGUGGCUCGGGUGAGGGGGGGGACGAGCAGAAAUAAGGGAAAGUAUAAAAUAUAGAAUCGUUAAGCCGGUAUCCCUCGUGAGCAGUUAGGAACGCACGCGAGAGCUACAGCCUAACGUACUGGCACCUGAGAUGCACGCGCAGGAGACAAGCCGUUGCUGUGAAAUAUUUUUUUGUGUGAAGACGUGUUGCGGGCCGCCAUUUUUUUGCUGUGCUGCCUCAAAAGUCUGCUCCGACUCGAGAAAGGGGAUUCAAAAACGAAUUUCCAUGACGUGUGCCUUACCGUAAGAUCAAGAAGAUACAAAGUAGUCAUUUCGUUUCCGACCCGCGGAUACCGGCGACCUUUUGCUGACAUGAGGAUUUAUCAGAUGAAAUACUGAGGCCACCUUUUCUGUUCUCAUAACUGACUGGAGAUAAAUUAUUAGAAGAGAAGCCUGGUGUUUUCUCGGAAGGCGGAACGAAAAAGGGAAGCUUCAUUGAUUAUUUGUUGCUGCUUCGCUCUCCGUCGAUGUUUGUCUGUCAAAUGUCAACUGCUCGGUUUGAUUCAUCUGAUCGGUCCGCCUGGUAUUUUGGACCCGUGUCACGACAAGAGGCACAGAAUAGGUUACAAGGACAGAGACAUGGCAUGUUUCUUGUUCGAGACUCGUCGACCUGCCCCGGCGACUACGUGCUGUCAGUAUCUGAAAACUCCAAGGUGUCUCACUACAUCAUCAACUCCUUGCCCAGCAAGAGGUUUAAGAUAGGCGACCAAGAAUUCGAGCACCUCCCUGCUCUCCUGGAGUUCUACAAAAUCCACUACCUGGAUACGACCACGCUGAUAGAGCCUGCCCCCAGGUACCCAAGCACAGUGAGCGGUCCCAUCCAGCCCUUGGGUGGCCCAGAUGAGAACCUGGAGUAUGUGCGGACUCUAUACGACUUCACUGGCAGCGAUGCAGAGGACCUUCCCUUCAAGAAGGGGGAGAUCCUUAUCAUCCUGGAGAAGCCCGAGGAGCAGUGGUGGAGCGCAAAAAGUAAAGAAGGGCGUGUCGGGAUGAUCCCUGUGCCCUAUGUGGAGAAAUUGGUACGACCUUCACCUCAUCCUAGCCAGCCUUCCCAUGGAUCUCGCAACUCCAACAGCUAUGGGAUCCCCGAGCCCUCCCACGCCCUCGUCCACGCCUAUGCCCAGCCCCAGACACCAUCGCCAUUGCCACCUGGCACACCUGGAGCAGUUAUCACUCCUCUACCGUCCAUGCAGAACGGCCCCGUCAUGGCGAAGGCCAUUCAGAAACGAGUGCCAUGCGCCUAUGACAAAACAGCUCUGGCUUUAGAGGUUGGCGACAUCGUCAUGGUUACACGGAUGAACAUCAGUGGCCAGUGGGAGGGAGAGGUGAACGGACGGAGGGGUCUCUUCCCAUUCACCCAUGUCAAAAUCGUAGACCCCCAGAAUCCGGAUGAGAGUGACUGACCGGAAAGGUCGCCUGGACCCUCUCGCCAGUAUUGACCCGUACCUGAACCUGCUGGCUGUCUCCACCUUUUCCCGCCAGUGUCACCACGGUUACGUGCUUGCCUGCUUGGGGCUGUACCAUGAUAGCGAACCUCUCCGUUGUUGCCAACCGUUGCAAGGCUUUCUGACUGUUUACAGCUUUGGACAUUGGAUCCAAAUGAAAAAACCUGAUCCCACUUCUCCCAGUUCCCUUUCCCAUGACUUGGUUCCAUGCUGGGCAAUGUUUUUUGCAUUAGUGUCCUUUUCAUUUCCAGAUUACUGGGCAUCAGUGUGAGUGUAUGUGUGUAUGUGUGUGUGUGUGUGUGUGUAUGUAUUAAGUGUGUCUGUGUGCGUGUGUGUUCACAAUAGAUAUUUACCACAUUACAUUACAACAUGUCUGUUAGUUUGUUUUGUUUUUCUCUGAAUAUGUGUUUGAAGUCUUGGGGACUUUAGAAAAGUGUUGGUGUUUGUUUUGUUGUUCAGAUAUUUGUACUAAGUAGGGAACAGCAAUAUCCCUAUGGACUUGGGAGAGCACUGAGGCAAUGAGGAGCUAACCAGCCGGUCAAAAUGUUAUUUCUCCAAACAAUCAAGUCACUGUUGUACCUUAACCAUCUCACAAGCGCGCACACACACACACACACACACACACACACACACACACACAGGUAUUGGCCAUAUUCAGGUUGACAGGUUAUUGAUGUGUACGUGAUGUGUGACGAGUCAGGAGGAAGCAGGAGAGAUGGGUUUGUGGACAAUCUAGGUUGCACCGUGACUUUAUAGAUCCCACGAUCCCAUCCACUCUUCAACCUGACACAAGUCUGACUGACGAGACUUAUUUAUCUUUUGUUAAUAACACAUGACACGGCCAUAUGUGAUUUCAUCAUUCUCUUAUUUUUGCCACAUGAUCAACAAUUAUUUUUGUGACGUGGAGAUGUACGGUAGAGAGUUAACUUUGCAUGUCCACUUGGUACCUCUCUUUACUGCCCUUCACAUUAUUUUGAACUUUAAAAAAAAACAUUGCUUUGAAAUUAGCAGGUUUUUAGUGCCAACAGCACCAAGCACUAGAAUAUAUAUUUCAACUUUCUGCUUAAGAGUGUCAAGCUUUGAACAGGUUUUCAAAAGUCAAGUAGCGGCGGCCCUGGCCAGCACUUCCCACAAGCAUCCGACUACAAGGCUAGCUAAAAAUGCAUUGUCGCGGCGUGGGCACACAAUAAAGCGUUCCACUGAGGUGAGAAACUCCACUUGUAGUGGCGGUCAGGGAAGGAGGAAAUGUUUUAGCAAGCCAAUGAGAAUCCCAUCAAUGCCUUUUCUUUCAGAGAGUAAGAUAAAUGCAUCUUUUUAGCGCAUGCAAUUCCCUCUCUAACCUUAUGUUUUUAUUCCAAUGUUACUUCUGUCAAUUUAGGAUCUUUCAACCAGCUUUAUUCCUUAAAUAUUUGGUCUGUGCACAACUUUGUCUCUUUAUGCAAACAUACUCUAUCAAGAGCAGUGGAAAGCAUCUUUGUUCCUACUGUGCUGCAACCAAUUGGACAAGUAGGAGCCGAGGAUUAAACAGUCGUGCAAACAGUGCCGACCCCUUAAUUUCUGCUGUAAAAAUGAACCAUUUCACCCCCCGCGUCUCUCCGACUAGUGCUUUCCGUUUAAAUCGAUGCUCAGCCGUUCACUCAGUAAUAUUGUGCAGCUUUUAGUUGUAUCACAAUUUUGUUUUUGUUUAAUUUUGUCAGUUUAUAGUCUGCUACUAAGGCAAGCAUUUUUGUUCAAAUGAGUGAUGUUGUUAAACAAAAGUACCUACGGUGACAUUUACAAAAGGGAAAAAUGCCUGCUGGUUGCCUCUGUGCAUAACCUCUUGGCCGGGGGGAUGGUUCUGCCUGGCCAAAUGCUGCUUAAUGUCAUUUAUGUCCUUAUUAAAUAAAGGUGUCUCUUAUUUUAAUCCCUCCUGGUCUGUGCAAACACCAGUGUGUUUUUUUUUUUCCUCAUCAAAAUUAAUGAAAUCUAAUUAAGCAAUACACCCUGAUUUUACUUCCUCUCUUGAGGUGAACUUGCUUUUCUCAUGCUUUGUAAUGGCAUUAACAGUAUUACUGUGCUCUCUUCUCAUAUUCUAGGAAAACCUGUCUUUUACUUAAGGAUUGAAAAUUGUGCCUUUUAUUUUCUUAAACCAUUUACAUGUGUUAAUAUUUCCCAUGGUUAACACCUGUGCUGGUAUUGACCCUUUAUGUACAGAACAAGUAAAUAAAAUUUACGUCUACUUCUUUAA
Cottoperca gobio is the source of this 3752-nucleotide messenger RNA. RefSeq names its product v-crk avian sarcoma virus CT10 oncogene homolog-like (gene crkl). Gene Ontology annotation, biological process: enzyme-linked receptor protein signaling pathway; positive regulation of ERK1 and ERK2 cascade; cell migration. The transcript has 4 exons. Gene Ontology annotation, molecular function: receptor tyrosine kinase binding; signaling adaptor activity. Gene Ontology annotation, cellular component: cytoplasm. NCBI's taxonomy places the organism in Eukaryota, Metazoa, Chordata, Actinopteri, Perciformes, Bovichtidae. Bases 548 to 1483 code for a protein of 311 amino acids. The record is from RefSeq and is a predicted model, not a curated record.